AUGAAGGUCUCCGCACUCGUCUCAGCUCUUUUCGUCUCCGGCGCUCUGGCAGCUAUAGGCGGCUAUUGUCACGACAGUAAGGGUAACUACGGAACUUGCCAGAAGACCUCCAAGUGUAGCUCUCUCAACGGCUACACCAAGACCGGGCUCUGCCCUAAUGACCCGGCCGAUGUGAAGUGUUGCUUCUACCCGGACUGCAAUAGCAAUGGGUUUUGCCAGAAGGAUACUCUCUCUUGCAGUGGCUCAUACUCCACGUGGGCUCUCCUUACCCAAGCAUUCAUCUAA
Colletotrichum orchidophilum is the source of this 285-nucleotide messenger RNA. RefSeq lists its product as uncharacterized. The record is from RefSeq and is a predicted model, not a curated record. The coding region runs from base 1 to 285 and encodes 94 amino acids. The transcript is spliced from 2 exons. NCBI's taxonomy places the organism in Eukaryota, Fungi, Ascomycota, Sordariomycetes, Glomerellales, Glomerellaceae.